ACAUUUUCAUGCGUAUUAUUUUCCUGAAUGGAAAUUCCUUUAAUUUUCUGAAACAUGAACAGUUUUUAUGACGUUUUUAAAGUGUAUUUUAUAAUUAACGUAAGCUAAAAUGACCAUAUUUCACGACGAGAUUGAAAUCGAGGACUUUGAAUAUGACGAAGACGAGGAAAUGUAUUACUAUCCGUGUCCAUGUGGGGACAGGUUCCAGAUAAGCAAGGAAGAAUUAGCAGCCGGUGAGGAGGUAGCAACAUGCCCCAGCUGUUCACUGGUUGUUAAAGUUAUAUAUGACUUGGAAAAAUUUAAUGCUGAGACAGAAGAAAUAUGCAAGGAUAAUACAGAAAAGGAAGUUUUAAAAGCUUAAACUUUGACCAUACUCUAAUGUACAAUAUCAUGUACAUACACUCAGUAUUAAAAUAAGGAAAAGGAUGCACACGGGAGCCCAGACUGUGAUAAAUAAAGGAACAUAUUUAUAAA
Molecule: messenger RNA, 474 nt
Organism: Aricia agestis (brown argus)
Lineage: Eukaryota; Metazoa; Arthropoda; Insecta; Lepidoptera; Lycaenidae
Gene: Dph3
Product: DPH3 homolog
Exons: 3
Coding region: 110-361 (83 amino acids)
Biological process (GO): protein histidyl modification to diphthamide
Molecular function (GO): metal ion binding
Source: RefSeq, a predicted model, not a curated record